AUGGCUCUACUAGAACCUAUUUCGGCUGGCUCGCAACACCAUGCUGAUAUUAAUAAAGCCUAUUUAACCGACGAUAGCGGAUUAGAGAAACCAUCACUACUAGAUAUUAUCGUUACACCACCGAAUGAAGACGACAGUAGAGGCAAUGUGAAUACUGUGACGAAAAAUUCGCUGAGGAAAUCCGCUUUAAUAUCAUCACCUUCUAUCGAGUUCACUAUUGGAGAUAGUCCACCUAAUAUCGAUGGUUAUUUAGGUGUACCAUCCUAUGAAUACGAUGGAGUAUCAUCGAGUGACUACGAUGAUCCAGUGGAUGAAACAUCCAACGUUUCAAGACGAUUUCGAAGUAGAUCGUAUAGUUUUAGUGCUAGAGGCAUCGACGACGACGACCCUGGUCAUAAAUGGAAUUACAUGAGAGAACGCGCAAGGGAUAAAUUGCAUCCAUCAAGAAGUACACAAGAGCUGGAUAAAACGUUGCAACCGCCACUGCGCAGGUGUAGAUCGAAAUCUGUCUUUGGCAGUAUAAGUAAUAAUGUUACCUUCACGCUGCCUUAUAAUGUGCGAAAGCGAUUAAGCUUUAGCGAGCUAACGCGAGAAAGGAGUGAUAAAACUCGACUAGGCAGUGGUUAUCAAUCUCAUUAUUUCAAAGGCAUGGAGCAAAGUGGCUACGACUUGGUUGUACCCGUCAUUGAUCCCGUCAAGAAAGGUAAAUUAAAAAUUCGCUCCAAUUCGGCUAUUGUGAUGACUGCAUACGAUAAAAAGUUGAUUACUAUGGCACAAGAAAGAGCCCGAGGCAACAGUUUCAGAAAAUCCAACGGUAAUAAUCAGCAAAGUAAUAAUAGAAGCGAUAUCAACUCAUCAGAAACAACUACAAUCAAUAAUCAAGCGCCAACUUCACGUGCUACUGACAUGGAAGUUGCUACAAAGUCAAAGAUCAAUAACAACAAUAAUAAGCUUUAUCAAAAUCAAUCCAAUGAUGUGGACGUAAAGCCGACAGCAUCAUUUAAAGUGAUACAACCGCUGAGUAAUAAUACUGCUAAUGGUCAAUCAUCAAUCAUUGAUUCUUCAAUGGAGCGACCACAUACACCUACAUCUGCCUUUCGAAGUUAUCGUCUUCGUGGAUCAACAUAUACAUCGCUAUCGCAAGAUCUUCCUGACGACAAAAGUGAAGACGGCAAUAAUAGCAAUAACAGCAAUAAUAGCAAUAAUAGCAAUAAUAGCUCUAUCAUUGAAGAAAGUAAAGCUAACAGUUACCGCUCAGAUAAAAACGAUGCCAUUAAAGUCAGAAUGGAUCGCAGCCGUGACAAUUCCUUCGAUGGAUUGCCCAUUGAUCAUCAUGAAAAGUCCAACGUCGAUGCAAACUUUUCACCACGAUCGCCUAAUCGUUAUUCUAAUGGUAAAUUAUUACCUGCUUCCAGUGAAGUAAUGACCAAUGGAAGCCAAACAAAUGGCGAUCAGCGAAACACUCAAACUGAUAUGGUAUUAAGUUCUAGUCAGGAAUCAUUUUCCAAUGAGUCAUUUCACUUUCAAGUGAGGCAACAAUUAAAAGAAAUUACCACUAAUUUAACUAGCUCUGUUUUAAUUCAAUAUGUGCCAAAUCCGUACGACAUGUAA
Messenger RNA from Trichoplax adhaerens, 1611 nucleotides. RefSeq lists its product as uncharacterized. The coding region runs from base 1 to 1611 and encodes 536 amino acids. NCBI's taxonomy places the organism in Eukaryota, Metazoa, Placozoa, Uniplacotomia, Trichoplacea, Trichoplacidae. The transcript has a single exon. The record is from RefSeq and is a predicted model, not a curated record.